AAAACAUUUUAACAGGUGAAAAAAGGCCGUUGCAAGUCCCUCAAAAAKAUGGAAUUUYUUCAAAUCUUCGUUGUGGUUUUGUUCAGUUUGCCGUUUACCUCUGGCGUCGAUUCAUAUGACCUGUGYGAGAAAGGAGAUAUCGAGGCRCUCAAAGGAAAAAUUUACUUUAAUUCCUCUUCUGUUAGCCGAAAUAGAGUAAGCUCUGCAUGUGAAAGGAAUAUUCACACGUCAAAAGGGAGAUUGAUGUUGACAUUGACCCAMAGUGAAAACCAAGACGAUUUAAUUCAAGUUAUUGAUGGUGCAUUUGGCGAACAAAAAAUUGUUUCUACAACHACAAAAGAUGGAAAAACCUACGAGUCGACUGGAAAUGCAAUGAGGAUUAUCUUAAAAGUCAAAGACACUUCAAAAYUUGGUUCUCUUGGGUUUAUCGAAGGAACAUUUGCGACUCUACCUUUUCCUGCCACGUGCAGUUGUAGCGCUAUUCAAAAUGGYCAUGUGAAAUGCCGUGAUAUACAUUUGGAAAGAAACUGCACAGUUCAGUGUCAAAAAGACUAUGUUGACUUAUUCAAAUCAACAGGGAAUUACACCUGUGAUCUGGUACRAGGAAGAUGGAACAAUGAAUACAAAAACACCGUUGGAUGCGUUCAAAAACCAUCGCUGCCAGACCAUGUGUUACAGGUGAAUUUCACGACUCAAAAACCGAUAUGUGAUYCUCUUAAGAACACUACUUCCGAUGUCUUAUUCAACUAUUUACUUACACAAGAAGCUAUCAAAGAAAAUAGUGCGUGCUUAAAGUCACAUWUUAGUAAUUGCUUUAAUUUUAGCUGUGAUAAUCAAGGUAACAACUCCUUUGUCUCGAUAAAUAUUCAAGACAAAGCAACCAGUAGGUGGAACGAGACGGGCACCGGAAAUCAAGCGCUUUUCAACGCGUACAACAAAAGUAAUGUGACGAAAAUCGCUCAAGCAUUGAUCAAUUAUAAACAAAAGGAAUAUACAAUAGUCAAAAAUAGCUUGCUGCACAAGCUUUUUACCAAAUGCACCAAAGGAACUUUCGAAAUUGGAUCGCRAUUCACAUGCUCUAAGUGUCCCCUAGGUUCUGUUUACAAACCUGAUAAGCGCACGUGCGAGAAGUGCCCUAAUGGAACAUUUCCAUCCAAAGAUUCSACCCAGUGYGUUAAAGACCGAACAGAACCUUCCCCUCAKCAAGAAAAAUCAUGUGRUAAUAUAGCGUGCAUGUCUGGAAAAGAACUUGAUCAAAACUCAGGGUUUUGUCAAUGGUGCCMUCACGAUACCUACAGGAAUAGUUCCGAGGUCGYUGCAAAAUGUACCUCUUGCCCCGAUGGAAAAAAGACCCUCUAUCGAGGGAGSWCAAGUGUUGAAGACUGUAUUGUACCAUGCAGCGAAGGGACAUUUUUUGAUACCAGUGCAAAAAAGUGCGUUAUGUGCCCAUUGGGAACUUUUCAGAAUAGURCAAAUCAUCUAUCUUCCUGGUGCAAUCAGUGUGGCAAUGGAAAAGUUACUUAUUCAAAGGGUGCGAAAAUGUCGUCAGACUGCUUACCAUCGUGUUCAAAAGGACGUUUCUAUGACAACCAGUCCAAAAAUUGCAYRGAUUGCCCAGUUGGAAGUUAUCAAAAUAGUACCAACCAACUAAAGUGCCAGAAGUGUCCCUCUGGAACAUCGACUCUAUCUACAGGAGCAAAUUCUACCUCUGAGUGCAAAAAGACAUGCCAAAAGGGACGCUAUUUCAAUAUGACCUGCAGMAAUUGCCCAUUAGGUACCUAUAUGGACAAAAGCGAUCACUUAUUAAUGUCUUGCAAAGAAUGUGARAAUAAUAAAACAACCUACGUCAAGGGAGCAGUUACAGAAGCACAGUGCUUUCCGCAAUGCAGUCCAGGCCAUUACUUUAAUCUCUCAGACUCGAUGUGCAUAAAAUGUAGAAUUGGCAGCUAUCAAAACAGCGAAAAACAACUAAAGUGCGUUGAUUGUCCCGAUGGUACCUCAACAAGAACAAUUGGAACCACCAAACCUUCAGACUGUAUCAAUACGUGCCCUAAUGGAACGUUUUACGAUGGGAAAAACAGUUCCUGCUCGGAUUGUCCGUUAGGUACGUAUAUGGAAAAUUUCGGACAUUUAGAAACAAAAUGUAAGGAAUGUGGCGACAAAAAGACAACGUACAUCAAAGGUGCAGCUGACUCAUCAAAAUGUUUCCCAAAAUGCAAAGUUGGACAGUAUUUUCACUCAACGCUUUCAAUCUGCAAAGAAUGUCCUCGAGGCUUUUACCAAAUGAAACCAGGACAACAAUCAUGCUUGGCCUGUCCCCMCGGAAUGAAUACAACAAGUGCUGGUGCAACUAGUAAUCUUGAGUGCGUUAAGAUCUGGGUAGUAUGUGGCCAGGGAGAGUUCUACGAUCCUAAAAAGGACAAUUGUCAGCUAUGUAAGAAUGGCACCUAUCAGUCAUCAGCAAAACACAAUUUGACAGCGUGUCAACCAUGUUUGAGUGGUCAGACCACUGGUACAGGCGCUAAGAAUAUCAGCGACUGUCUGGAAGGUUGUGAUGGUUUUCCUUGCAAGAACGGAGCUGAAUGCACGGAACGUAACCAAAUGUUUACUUGUCUCUGCCCUAAAGGAAUAACAGGCAGAAGAUGUGAUAUAAUUGAAGAGAAAGACAAGAUACAGAAACUCAAGGCGUCAGUUCGUUUUACUUCUCUCGAGUGGAGCAAUUCAUUGSAAGACCCWUCGCAUAAAGAUUACGUCAAGAUCACUUACAAGAUCGAAAAGGCUUUGAGAGAUGRCGUUUUUGAGAAAGAUGACGCUUUUGUUGGAGUUCAGGUUACGAAGCUACUGCCUGGAAGUGUCAUCGCGGAGUUCGACAUUUACAUGAACGAAAACAUGUCUCUGGUUCCCGCCAAUGCUUUGCAACAUGCUGUGGCUGAAGGAUUAAUUGGCGGGCUUCCUGUGGAUKCUAGUUUUCUGAACAUCAGUCAAGUUACCUGUUCACAGCCCCUGGGGAUGGAAAAUGGACAAAUCGCAGAUAAGAAUAUAGACAAUGGCAGUGGUAAAGGCAGGCUCAAAGGCGUGGCCUGGACACUUCCUUCUACAAAGAACAAUACGUCCAACACCAAGGGGCACCUUCAGAUUCAGUUUGAURGCAGCGUCAUYAUCACCGCAAUUGCAUCACAAGGUGACGGGAAGGGCUCCUUUGUGACKUYAUACACUGUUAUGUACAGCACAGAUGGGGACACUUGGAAAACAUAUCUGCCAUCAAAUAAAUCCUUAAAGGCGUAUAAUGGAAAUAAAGACACCACAUCUGUCGUCAAAAAUAUCCUCGCACAGCCAAUCACCUCAGUCAAGUUCAUCCGGGUUGUUCCUGAAUCAUACGAAAAGAGUAUUGCCAUGCGCGUUGAGCUGUAUGGGUGUCUGUCAGACCCAAUGCUUCCUUCGAGUCCACCCUCAACAACCAAAAAGCCUAAAACUGACGCAGUUAAAACAAACCCUAAUGUUAAAGGAGUACAAAGUGAUAAGGACGAAUAUUCGUGGGGUCAGUACCUUGGUAUUGCAUUUGGCUUGAUCAUGGCUGUCGUGGUUGUCGUCUCUUGCUUCCUGUGGUGGAGGAGUUCCAAGAACAAAAAGCAGAAAGAAGAUACUCCGCUUGUUAUGACGCGUUUUCAAGAUGGAAGCUACAGAGAGGUUGGAAGAGAAGAAGAAGACGAAGCGGUGUGAAACGCAUUAGUUAUUUCACUCCCUCAUGAUUGUAAAGUUGAUUUAGUCRCCUAGUUUUGUUUUGUUAUUCAUAAAAGUAGUCGUUAUUAGCGAUAGUAGGCUGAUGGAAGUGCAAUUUCGUGCUAUGCCAAUAUCAAAAAGAUGUUUUCUGACAUCAAAGUACCCAUUGGCUCAAAAGUGAGGCACAACAGGACUGCAUCCUCGAUACUCCUAAAGUCUCGAGGACGACACUGAGACAAAGAGGGGACGCACACGAAAACCACAGUCUGCGCAACAGCCUAACUUCUCGGAUUAUCAAUCUAUUUUAGUCUUAUAAUGAAUUCAGAACGUACAAAACACCUCACAUGCUCCAUCAGCUCCGCGUCGCUAGUGCUUGCAAGCCUAUAUAUAACCUCGCGGCUAGAUUGAUCCAUUUAACACAUUUAAUAUCGUAAUAUUGUCUUUGAAUUUAUCAUUGUUAUUAAUAAGUUACUUAUGGCCCUUUUUGCCAUUAAGAAACGGAGGUUUGAUUUACGUUUCUGUUCAGAGUCACAGCUUACCACUUUAGGUGUGCGCAUUUAAGCUUUUGAUAAUGUUAGCUUGUUUUUUAAAAGCAUUUGUUCGCUUUGACCUGCAAUUAUUUAAUACUUUUGUUGAUGCAUUUUGGCAAGAAUGUGAUUAUAUAAAAAAAUAAAUGCAAAAUAAAAUUUAAAAUAGACGAAUAAAUAAAAAGUAAAUGUAAAAAAAUGCUUGUUUUGUUUGC
This is a messenger RNA of Exaiptasia diaphana, 4462 nucleotides long. RefSeq lists its product as uncharacterized. Gene Ontology annotation, molecular function: protein binding. The record is from RefSeq and is a predicted model, not a curated record. The transcript is spliced from 4 exons. Gene Ontology annotation, biological process: signal transduction. NCBI's taxonomy places the organism in Eukaryota, Metazoa, Cnidaria, Anthozoa, Actiniaria, Aiptasiidae. Gene Ontology annotation, cellular component: cell surface. The coding region runs from base 49 to 3720 and encodes 1223 amino acids.